Molecule: messenger RNA, 2226 nt
Organism: Ahaetulla prasina
Lineage: Eukaryota; Metazoa; Chordata; Lepidosauria; Squamata; Colubridae
Product: vomeronasal type-2 receptor 26-like
Exons: 6
Coding region: 1-2226 (741 amino acids)
Biological process (GO): G protein-coupled receptor signaling pathway
Cellular component (GO): membrane
Molecular function (GO): G protein-coupled receptor activity
Source: RefSeq, a predicted model, not a curated record
AUGUCCCAGAAGCAGCAAUCAACUGAAUGCAAAACUCUGAGUGCUAUAUGUAUGAUUAAUGAGCCCAUUCAGAUACUGAAUGAAUAUUGUCAGACAGGGGACUUAAUCAUAGGAGCAAUUACAACUCAGUACAACUGCAUUGCCUUUUCUGUAUUUGCUCCACUGAUGAAUGCUCGCAAAUUUCUCCCUUUCUUGUAUAGAAUGAUGCCAAGUGAUGUAGUUCAAUAUUCAGGAAUUGUACAACUUCUUUUGUAUUUCCAGUGGACUUGGAUUGGGAUCAUUGCAACUGAUGAUGAUGAUGGAGAAAAGUUUGUACAGACCUUAACUCCACUGCUCUCUCAGCAUGGCAUCUGCCCAGCCAUCAUUGCAAAUGUACCAACAUUAUCUCAUUAUUUAAACUACUAUGACUUAUUCAUGCACACAUCACCUGAAUCCAUGUUAUUAACUUCAUCUGAAGUUAAUGUGUUUGUGCUACAUGCAAAUCAUAGAACUAUAACAUGUAUUAAAUGGUUGGUGUAUGUAUAUAAUCUUUUGAAAGGCAAUGAAAGUAAACCAGUGAAUAAAAUCUGGAUUAUGACAGCCCAUUGGGAUUUCUCAUCAGACAUAUUGCAGAAAAGUUUUGAUAUGAUGUUCUUCCAUGGUGCCUUAUCUUUUGCAAUUCACUUCAAUGAACUGCUGGGAUUCACCCAUUUUCUGCAGGGAUUAGAUCCUCAUUCAGAUAACAAUGAUCAAUUUAUCCAAGUUUUCUGGCAACAGGCAUUUGACUGCUCACUUUCUAGUCAUAAUGAAAAAGAAUGCACCGGGCAAGAGAAGCUGAGCAAUUUGCCAGGAGUUCUUUUUGAAAUGAGAAUGACUUCCCAGAGCUACCGAAUUUACAAUGCUAUUUAUGUCUUAGCAAAUGCUUUGCAUGACAUCUACAAACCCAGACCACAAAGAAAUACUAUAUUUAAUAGACAUCUUCUGGAUCAGAAACCUUGGCAGAUUCAUCCCUUCUUGAGGAGCAUCACUUUUAAUAAUAGUGCUGGGCAUAUUAUGUCUUUCAAUGAAAAUGGUGAAUUAACAGCAGGAUAUGAUAUUCUAAACUGGGUUGUUUUUCCAAACCAAUCUUUUGUAAGAGUGAGAGUGGGAAAGAUGGAUCCACGGGACAAAGAACUCAUCAUUAAAACAGAUACCAUCACAUGGCAUAGUUCAUUUAACCAGGUACAACCACUUUCUCUCUGCAAUGAGAACUGCCAUCCGGGUUACAGCAGAAUGAAAAAAGAGGGGAAGCCAUUUUGCUGCUUUGAUUGUGUCCCAUGUGCAGAUGGAAAAAUUUCAGAUCUGAUAGACACAGAUGAUUGCUUCCAAUGCCCCGAAGAUCACUAUCCAAACAAAAACAAAGAUCAAUGCCUUCCUAAAACAAUUAACUUCCUCUCGUUCACUGAACCUUUGGGGGUCACAUUAAUCUUUUUGGCUGUCAUGUUAUCUGUAAUCACAGUUUGGGUCUUUUGGAUAUUCACAAUACAUCGGAACACUCCCAUUGUCAAAGCCAACAAUCGGGAUCUAACCUACUAUCUACUUAUAUCCCUCCUGCUGUGUUUCCACUCCUCAUUCUUGUUCAUUGGAAAACCACACAUCCUGACCUGCUAUUUGCGACAAACCACUUUUUCCAUCAUUUUUUCAGUAGCUAUUUCUUGCAUAUUGGCCAAAACUGUCACUGUGGUACUUGCUUUCAUGGCCACAAAGCCAGGAUCCAAACUGAAAAAAUGGAUAGGAAAAAAACUGGCCAUCUUCAUCCUUCUUGGCUGCUCCCUGAUUCAAGUUGGAAUUUGUAUGGUAUGGUUAUUAACAUUUCCUCCUUUCCUAAAUUUUGACUUUCAUGCUCUAGCUGAAGAAAUUGUAGUGGAAUGCAAGGAAGGAUCAGAUAUCAUGUUUUAUUGUGUUCUGGGUUACUUGAGUUUUCUAGCCAUUGUUAGCUUCACUGUGGUAUAUUUUGCUAAGAAAUUGCCUGAUAUUUUCAAUGAAACCAAAUUUAUCACCUUCAGCAUGUUGGUAUUUUGCAGUGUGUGGUUUUCUUUUAUUCCCUCUUACUUGAGCACCAAGGGAAAAUACAUGGUGGCUGUGGAGGUCUUUUCCAUCUUGGCUUCUAGUGCUGGAUUAUUGGGCUGCAUUUUUUUCCCUAAGUGCUAUAUAAUUCUGUUUCAGCCUGUAUUAAACAGCAAGGAUCUGCUCAUUAGAAAAAAAUAG